UUUUGUCAAAGGACUUUCGAUUUUACAUCGAUUGUUAAAUUAUUGACAAAAACUACUAGUACCUAAUUUAGACUGGUUUCACUAAUAUUUGUAUUUUGAAUUAAAACAGGCGUUGCUACUGGUCCAGUUUACAAUGAUUAUGAUAUACAGCUAAUUAUUCAACGAUUUGUCAAAAUGUUGACUGCCGACGCACUUGACUUGACGAGUGAUGGUGACUGAUGCAGUGACAGUUGGCGUUGAGGCUGGAAUUCCCCAAAAUCACUCGCCACCUGUGAUAUGUCACCUUGCCAUACAUCUAAUGGAUCAUAAAACAAUGUAUCAGUGUUCAGGAAUGGAGAAACACAACAACGGCGAUGUAACCAAUAAAAUAUUUGGAGUUUAUACAAGUCAGCUGUGGGAAGUCUUCAAGCGCUAUGAUCUGGGACAGAACAAACUGCCAAUUACAUCUCUAAGAGCAGCUUUCAAUGAACUGUCUCUUUUCCCGUCAAAUUCACAGAUUUUGGAGAUGGUACACUGUGCCGUGGAAUACGGAAGUCCGUGCGUGGCGAAUCACAUCACGUUUGGCGAGUUCUGUGUGCUGGUUGUUGAGUUACAGCAUCAUUAUGAAAAAGCGCCACCCCUUCCUCCACCUAAAUCACUACUAAAACGAAGAGGAGAAACCUCGGAAAGACGGCGGAGAAAAGAAAGUAGUGCAAAUUUUCAAGUUUUCCUCGGCGGAUCCUGCAACCCGACAACAUGGCGCCAUGAUAUUGCCAUCCCGCAUUUUAAAAAACAUGCAAUCACCUUCUACAACCCUCAGGUGAACAACUGGAGACCUGAGUUGAUAGAGCUUGAAGACCGAGCAAAGCAGGCUGCUACUCUGUUGUUCUUUGUGAUUGACAACCAAACACGAGCUGUGGUGUCCAUGGUGGAGGUUGCUUAUCUCAAUGGGUGUCACAGACAGACUGUGGUGGUGUUUAACAAUUACAACUGGGAGUGGCUCGAGAUGCAGGGAAACAUGCUUUCUCAGAGGGAGAAGAGUGAUCUGAUUCGUGCGCGUAAUGUGUUGAUGGAUAUCGUCGAGAGGAACGGUGUGCCUAUCUUUGACAAUAUUCAGAAAGGUCUCGACUGUGCAACUACAGUUGUGAAACAGAGUAUCCGAGUACAGGACCUGACCGCCAUCCACGGAGCUCAGCCCGUGUUGUAUGGACACACGCAGGCUGGAGAGGCCUUACUGAAACUGAGAGAGACAUUCAACUCUGUGACUGGUAAUGCUGAGGGAAAAAUAAUCAAGGACGAUGUUUGUCUUGGCUACAAGUGUUACUCUGGCCAGGAGCUCAGCAUUCAGUGGUUGCAGCAGCAGCGCCGAAGUCAGAACUCAUUCACAUUCGAAGAAUUCUGUUGUAUUGUUACUGAGUUCAGAAAAAAGAAGCCAUCACCCCUGACUACACUGUUAACAAGAUUACUUUAUCCUGUAACAUGGAUUUUAGGUAAGCUGAGACCACCGGAGGAGUUACCUGAAGCUGACGACACGCGCGACAUCUACCUUGGUGGUAGCUGUGGGGAGUCGAGCUGGAGGGAUGAGAUUGCCAUACCACUUCUCAAACGUCAUGGUUUGUCGUACAUGAACCCGCAUGUCACGGACUGGAUGGCCAGACUGAUCCCCAUGCAGGUGGCACUCCGAGAGAGAUGUCGACUCCUGCUGUAUAUCUUCACUGAAAACACGCGCGGCCUGGCUGCUAUGGUGGAGGCAGGAUACUACAUUGGACUGGGAUGUCGAGUUGUACUGUGUAUGCAGAAACUGAAGCAGGGAACAGUUAUUGCAGGAGAGGAGCUGACAGAGGAAGCGCUAUGCGACUACAACCGAGGCCGGAUGUAUCUCAGUGACAUGGCGAGUCGUCAGGGAGUGGCCGUGUUUGAGAGCACAGUCGAUGCGGUUAACAGCGCCAUUUCCCAGCUCCGAGAGCAAGCCGCUUCCAGAUGAUAGACACCACCAGCGGGCAACUGAUCACCUCAUGUUGCUUGAACUACAGACAGAGAGGAAAUAGAAAUUAUUAUACAAGCUAGUGUGUCAUACUGAUUUUACGAAACUCGUGUCAGGAUUAUUGUAUUACCCGAGUGAAAUAGAGGGUAAUACAUAUAGAAUACUAAACGAG
Messenger RNA from Gigantopelta aegis, 2135 nucleotides. RefSeq lists its product as uncharacterized. Gene Ontology annotation, cellular component: plasma membrane. The coding region runs from base 209 to 1963 and encodes 584 amino acids. NCBI's taxonomy places the organism in Eukaryota, Metazoa, Mollusca, Gastropoda, Neomphalida, Peltospiridae. The transcript is spliced from 18 exons. The record is from RefSeq and is a predicted model, not a curated record.